AUGCCCCUCUGGCAAAUAUACCAUCCCGAGGGUACGUUCCCCGACAAUGAAUCCAAGCAAGCCUUUGCACAAGAUAUCACGAAGAUGUACACCGAAGACGUCGGCCUCCCGGCCUUCUACGUGGUAACCCAGUUCCACAAGAUGGAUACCGCGGAUGUGUUUGUUGGCGGAAAAACAAACGGCGCUUCUGACAAACCGUUCGUCCGUGUGGUCAUCAACCACGUCGCGGUCCAUGUCCCCGACGAAAAUGCGGCGUACCUCCGCACUACUUCCCGUCUGGAUCAGGUUGUCAAACCCCAUCUGUUGGACAAGGGGUAUGAUUUUGAGUACCAUGUUGGUCAAACGGAGAGACGGCUGUGGAAGAUUAAUAGUUUGAUCCCGCCCCCGUUUAAGAGUGCUGAGGAGCGGGUUUGGAUUGAGGAGAAUAGGGCGUUGCUUUAUGAGGGUGCUUAUCCACCUAAGUGA
Penicillium verhagenii is the source of this 465-nucleotide messenger RNA. Its product is annotated as tautomerase family protein. The coding region runs from base 1 to 465 and encodes 154 amino acids. Lineage: Eukaryota; Fungi; Ascomycota; Eurotiomycetes; Eurotiales; Aspergillaceae. The transcript has a single exon. The record is from RefSeq and is a predicted model, not a curated record.